Messenger RNA from Mesorhabditis spiculigera, 1677 nucleotides. Lineage: Eukaryota; Metazoa; Nematoda; Chromadorea; Rhabditida; Rhabditidae. The record is from the annotation of a GenBank genome assembly.
AUGAAGUGCUCGCUUUUCUUUUCCGCCGCCCUGAUUGCCAUUGCCGUGGCGGAUUACUGUACGACGGACGCGGACUGUGAACGGAUUAUUGGGGCACGAUGCGCGAAUUCGCGGGCCAUUUGUCAGUGCAUGGAUAAGGCGUUUUGCACGCUGAAAGUGAAAUGCAACCCUGCGCACGGUGACGCCGACUGCAAAAAAUUUGACAUUUGCGCCCUCGAUUCGGUGGACCGCGCCUACUACUGCCGGCGGGAUCUCGGCGGGACCGUCUCGCCCUCAAUUCUCCCCAGAUUUAAAUUCCCGCUCCCAUUUGGUGGCCGUCCUUGCUGCAAUCGGAUGCACGCGAUGUGGAUCGCGACGAUAAUCAUCGGCGUGCUGCUGCUCGGUGUCGCGCUGCCAUUCAGAAUCAUAAACAGCGACGCCCCGGGGCUACGCAGCAGUCCGAAUCGUGGCCGACACGCGCGCGACGCCGGGCGCUGGAUGAACGACGAGCAGGCGGCCAUAUUGAAAGCGCUGAAAGAAAACGGGACCUCGGUCGAGGUGCAAAAGGACACGAUAAUGGCUUGGUAUCGCGAGCUGCCGGCCGAGAAGAGGGAACAGCUCGACGAGCACUACAAGAAUGAUUGUGUCGAGUGGAUCAAAAAGGUGGCCACCACCGAAGAAAUCGCGGAAUUGAAAGUUCUGCAUGAGGAGGGGAACGACAAGGAGAUUCUGACUAGGGUAACCGACUAUAAAGGGCGUCUCGACGAGAAUACACGAAAAUUGGUCGACGCGUGGGCGACCGAAUGCAAAGCACUGUGGUUCAAGAAGACGGAUCGGAAACGCAGGGAUUUGCUUGAGGAUUUCGCUUUCUGGCUGAACACCGACCAGCUGGAGGAGCUGAAGAAGGAAAAGGCAGCCGGAAAGUCGUCGGAGGACCUAAAAAAGCGCGUAAUGGAAUAUUUCGAGCAGCUGCCACAGGAGAAGCAGAACGAGGUGAAGGAACAGGCAAAGGGCAAAUGCAAGCACUACUUCACGACGCUCUCGACGGAGGAUGAGGUGAAGAAGAUCAAGGAGCUGAAGGAGGCCGGAAAUGUCGAAGAGAUCAAAUCCAUCAUCGAGGGCGUUAUCGACCGUCAGGAAGGGGACAAGAAAACCGAGGCUACAAAAUACAAAAAAAUCUGCAGCGACAUCUACGAAAAACAGUCUUCCCGAAAGCGCAAGGACAUUGAUGCGCUGAUUGAGAAGCAUUUAUCUUGGCUAGAAGAGGGGCAGAAGGAUGAGAUCCGAGCGAUGAAGGCGGCCGGCAAGUCGAACGCGGAAAUCAAGGAGAAAGUGAUGGGAUAUCUACAGAACCUGGACAGUUCAAAGAAGGAAAAGACGAAGCAGCAGAUCACCGACGACUGCUACGCCUGGCUGAAAAAGGCGGCCAGCCAAACGGAAAUUGACGCCCUGCACAAAAUGCACGAGACCGAUCAUGCUGGCUGCAAAAAGACGGUGCGCCAAUACAUCCUCCGAUUGCCGGCCGACGAGCAGGAAAAUGUUAAUAGAAAUCUCCCUUUCUGUGAGCGAAUCUGGUAUGGGGAUCAUGAUCACUCUCACCAUCAACAUCAUGGACAUCAUAAGAUGAAGCGUCACCAUUCGAAAACAGGGCUACACAGUCACAGAUAUGGCCAGAUGACCGAACUGCAGAACCCGUUC